This is a messenger RNA of Acyrthosiphon pisum (pea aphid), 1416 nucleotides long. RefSeq lists its product as uncharacterized. The record is from RefSeq and is a predicted model, not a curated record. NCBI's taxonomy places the organism in Eukaryota, Metazoa, Arthropoda, Insecta, Hemiptera, Aphididae. The transcript is spliced from 17 exons. The coding region runs from base 302 to 880 and encodes 192 amino acids.
CUUGCUUUUUGGGAAGCAAACUCUUUAAUUAUAUCAUCUGUAUUAAUUACCUUCAAAAAUCACUCUCUGAACACAAAACCAUAAAACUAUUUAAAUAUUCUUGAGAAAAGGCAAGAACAGCUCUUUCAGCCGAACAAUUUGCAAUAGGUACCUAUGGUACAAUCCGCCAGUGGCAUUAUUUGAUAUCUGUCAUGGGCUCGGGGCCAUGCCCCCAUGCCCCCCCUUAAUUCGGGCUUGGCUAUAGUGUUCGUUAUUUAAAUAGAAGGGUUCAAUUGAAUUUUGUGUUCUAGAUUUUUAUAACAUGUACAAUCAAAUCCAGGAGACGGAUUUUAAACCAAGUCCUUUAAAUUGGUGCGCGAUUAACGUUUGUUACGAAUCAUUAAAAGAGGCUGGUUUUUUGGACGUAUCAGCUAAACAAAAUAUUAAAGGCUUCCUAUCUAAGUUUAAACUAACAGAAACGUAUGGAUAUAUAUAUGAGUUUUAUAAAUACCUCGAAAAUCUCCGUACACAACCAAGGGACGAUUAUCAAAUAGUUGACCCUAUUGGCAGUAGAAUUGAAAUUAAAGUUGGAUAUCUAAGAAAUUGGUGUGGUGCUCAAGUUUGUCACGCUGAUUUAAUUAAUGAAGGUUAUAUAUAUGAGCAUGUGGUGGAUAAUUACAUUUAUGUAUUACCAUCAAUAACAAAAAAAAUUUCAAGUGGACAGAUUUUGUCUAAAUUUGUUAUAGAUUUCACUGACUAUUUGGAUUUUACUAUAAAUGUGAACCCGGAAAGGGAUUAUAUAGAACCUGCUACAUACGAUAUUCUUGCAAACAUUUCGCCGAGAAGCCCACUGGAUUGGUGUAAAUAUACUGUUGUGCCUUACAAUAUACCUUUCCAAUGAAACGUAGAAAAAGAUUAAAUUUACUCCUAUAAAAACUUAAAAAAAAAAAAUAAAUAAAUAAUUGUAUUUAAUAAAAUUAAGUUCUUAUCAGUUGGUAUAUUUGCUGUGUAAUAUUCAAUCAAGAUUUAUUUUUCAAUUCCCGAUUUUUUUCAUGUCAACCUAUUACAAAUAUUCGAUUUUAUGCCCCUCCAACCUGCAGUACUUACAACACAUGUCGUAUAUUGUAGACAGUCGUCACUGUAAUAUUAUUUAAUGUACACAUAAUAUAGGUAGAAAUUAAUUUAGCAAAUUAGAUAUUAAUAUAGGUCAGGCCAAUGAAGCAAGAUGUGCUGAGGCAGCAAUAAUAUUCUCCUUUGUAACACCGCCGUACGCGCAUGCUCGGGCAGUCCCGUUGUCGGCGAGUGAUUCAGUGAGGGCUACGUAGGUACGACGAUCGAGCGUGUGAAACGUCGAUUCUAGUACGGACCAAGUAUUUUUAAAAUAAGUGAAUUAUUUAUGUUUGUUUCGAUAUAAUAAAAGUGUUUCCGACUUGAAAA